GCUCAUAAUAUGAGGAAUUCCCAAAGUUUCGGUCUGUGGAUGAUUAACGCACACACACGCGCCUCUCUCAUCACGGGUGGGUGGACUGAUUGAUCCCGUUGCCAUUGGCGACGCGCCGACAUCAAAGCAUUUGGAUCGGCAUUACAUCAUCACGGGCUCGCGCUGGGUUUGGUCCUCCAGGUGUGACCGCGGCACUUUCUCCUGGGUUUUGCCGCUGAAGGGGCGUCAUCUUCGGCGAGAUAAUGGAGGAUUCCCGCGAGGAGAAACACUGUGUCGGUUUAUCCGGAGCUUUGAUUUCCAGUGAAAGCUGCCCGAGAACGGCUCGCACAGAAAUGUCCUGCUUGGAUUUUUAUGUGUUUCCUCCAGUUGUGACUCGUCGAGAGUUUUUCCUUCUGCUGGUGUUUUGGAUUUUACUGCCCCGUUUGCAGUGUGCUGGAGCGCGUAAGCAGCCUCCUGGUAUUAAAAUAUUAGUUUCUGGACAAUCCAAGGCCGUAACUCAGAAAGUUUUCACAACAGAUGGCAAAGAGUGCAAGUUUCCUUUUCGCUUUGGAGGGACGAUUUAUAACCAGUGCAUCGCUAUGAACUCUAACAAGGCCUGGUGUUCGCUCACACACAACUUUGACCGUGAUCAGAAGUGGGGAUUUUGUAGUUCACACACACGACUGUAUAACGGUUUUCUUCCUCGGCAUGGAGAUCUGAGUGUCUGUCUGUCGAACCCGUGUCUGAACGCUGGUGUUUGUGCCUCGAACACUCACAGAAACUCUUUCCACUGCAUCUGUGCUGACGGAUUCACUGGAGCUCUGUGUGAGAAGAGGAAAUGCUACGAGCCGCUGCAUCUGAAGCAUUAUGAUAUCGGAGAGUCGUGGAGCCGGAUUUACCUGCGGAGCGUGGAGAUGUGCACGUGUGUGAGCGCCGGAGCCGUCUGUGAACGCACACGAUACACCGUGUGUUCCAGAAAUCCCUGUGAAAAUGACGGAGUGUGUAGGAUGAUUGAAGCCACUGGUGAAGAGGUGUGUGGAUGCAUAUCCGGAUAUACUGGACAAUACUGUAAUAUCAACCCAGCAGAGCAGUGUUACCGUGGUUCCGGCUCUGAGUACCGCGGUGUGGUGAAUGUGACUCUCUCCGGCUCCUCGUGUCUGCACUGGAACUCAGAGCUGCUGCUGAACGAGCUCACAGUGGAGACGGUGGACAGCGCCACCCGCAGGGGACUGGGGGAACACGCCUACUGCAGAAACCCUGAUGAGGAUCAGCUGCCGUGGUGUUACACAAUGAUGGACACACACAUUUCAUGGGAGUACUGCGACAUCCCAGCCUGCAGCAAACCACAGCCGGGCCGCAGAGCUCCUGUAAUAAUGUCUGCUCCUCCGCGUCCGUCCCGAAACCCCGCCCGUCCUCCAGUGUGCGGAAAGCGGCACAAGAAGCGCAUCGGCCGGACGCGAAUCCUGGGCGGGACGUCUGCAUUACCCGGCGCUCACCCCUGGAUGGCAGCGCUGUACAUCGCAGACGAGUUCUGUGCGGGAACACUGGUGGCGUCCUGCUGGGUCGUUUCAGCUGCUCACUGCUUCCUGCGCAAUCCAUUAAAGUCUCAGAUUCGGGUUGUUCUCGGUCAGCACUCCUUCAACGACACCGGACCCAACACCAGGACGUUUGCUGUUGCCGACUACAUUUUCUACCCUAACUACACUCAGUUCGAGCCCACCCUAAAUGAUAUCGUGUUGGUGAAGCUGAAGAAGCAAGAUGGUCGCUGUGCUCUGAAAACCCCGUUCAUACGGCCGAUCUGUCUGCCCACGAAAAACACCACAUUCCCGGAUCACUCCUGCUGCAAGAUCUCCGGCUGGGGACACAUGCACGAGAAGGCGAACUCGUACUCUAACCUGAUGGAGGGUGUAGUGAAGAUCGUGCCGUUUGAGCAGUGCUCGUCUGCUGAUGUUUACGGGUCAGAGGUCAGAUCUGGGAUGAUGUGCGCCGGCAGCGACUCCUGCGUGGACGCCUGUCAGGGUGACUCUGGCGGUCCGCUGGCCUGCGAGUGUGAGGGUGUGAGUUUUCUCUAUGGGAUCAUCAGCUGGGGCGACGGAUGCGGACGCUCCGGGAAACCAGGCGUUUACACACUCGUGCCCAAAUACUCGGACUGGAUCAACAGAGUCAUCAGAAAACAAACCGCCGUGAACAGAGUCAAGAUCCGCGUCUGCAUCGGCCGCCAGUGCCAGACAUAACCUGAAGACUUUAUUAUUAUGAAUAUUAAUAUAUUAUCUGAGAUCCUUCAGCACAGCCCGCAUGUUACUGACCAUAACAUAAAUACAGCUGAAGUCUGAGUUAUUAAUCCUCCUGUGCUGUUUCACUCAUUCAGUCAAUUUCCUUCAGUUUAGUCCCUCAUUCAUCAGGGAUCGCCACAGCGGAAUGAACCACCAACUAUUCCAGCAUAUGUUUUACACAGCAGAUGCCCUUCCAGCUGCAACCCAGUACUGGGAAACAGCCAUACACACUCAUUCACACACACUCAUACACUACAGCCAAUUUAGUUCAUCAGUUCCCCUAUAGUGCAUGUGUUUGGACUGAAACCGGAGCACCCGGAGGAAACCCACACCAACACGGGGAGAACAUGCAAACUCCACAUAGAAAUGACAACUGACCCAGCCGGGACUCGAACCAGCGACCUUCUUGCUGUGAGGACAUAGUGCUAACCACUGAGCCACCGUGCCACCUGCACUUUCUAAUCAUAAUAGUGUUAAUAACUCAUUUCUAAUUACUGAUUACCUUUGUCAUGAUGACAGUAAAUAAUAUUAGACUAGAUAUUCUUCAAGACACUAGUAUUCAGCUUAAGUGACAUUUAAAGGCUUAACUAGGGUAAUUAGGGUAAAGUUAGGGUAAUUAGGCAAGUCAUUGUAUAACAGUAGUUUAUUCUGGAGACUAUCCAACACUAAUAUUGCUGAAGAGGGCUAAUAAUAUUGACCUUAAUAUGGUGUUAAAACAAUUAAGAACUGCUUUUAUUCUAGCUGAAAUAAAAUAAAUAAGACUUUCUCCAGAAGAAAGAAUAUUAUAGGAAAUACUGUGGAAAAUUCCAGAAUCUGUUCAACAUCAUCUGGGAAAUGUUUGAGAAAGAGUAAAUGUUGCACAGGAGGACUCAUAAUUUUGCCUUCAGCUGUAUUUAUUUUUUAUUAUUGCGGUUGUAUUUAUAUCGUGACACUGUUAUGCAAAGCGUUAUGCAAAGUUUUUUAUUUUUUUAUAUUUUUUA
Molecule: messenger RNA, 3232 nt
Organism: Danio aesculapii
Lineage: Eukaryota; Metazoa; Chordata; Actinopteri; Cypriniformes; Danionidae
Gene: hgfac
Product: hepatocyte growth factor activator
Exons: 14
Coding region: 243-2213 (656 amino acids)
Biological process (GO): zymogen activation; blood coagulation
Cellular component (GO): extracellular region
Molecular function (GO): serine-type endopeptidase activity
Source: RefSeq, a predicted model, not a curated record